Messenger RNA from Prorocentrum cordatum, 723 nucleotides. Lineage: Eukaryota; Dinophyceae; Prorocentrales; Prorocentraceae. The record is from the annotation of a GenBank genome assembly.
AUGGGCGAUAGGGAGAGCAGCGCCGACGCCGCCCUGCGCGUGCUCGUUCUACGACGCGAUCCUGUCUUCGGGUCCGCCUCCGCCUGCUGCUCCACCCGCAGCCUGUUUUUCGGCUCCGGCCCCGGGGCCGAGAUCGUCAUCCCAGGGUCGAAGAGCAUCACGAACCGCGCGAUCGUCCUGGCCGCCCUCGGCGACGGGGUGGUGACGCUGAAGGGGUCCUUGUGGAGCGAGGACACCGAGGCCAUGACGGAGUGCAUGCACAAGCUGGGCAUCAAGGUGGAAGUUGCCCCGGACCCCGACGUCGAGGCGAACCGCACCAUCACGGUCCACGGCUGCGGGGGCAAGGUCCCCGCCGGCGGCACCGAGGAGCAGCCCCUGGAGCUCUUCGUCGCCAACGCAGGCACGGCCGCCCGCUUCCUGACCGCCAUGGUCUGCCUCGGCGCCGGCGGCGUCUACCGCCUCAGCGGCGUGCCCCGCAUGCACGAGCGCCCGCAGCAGGAGUUGGUGCGCGCGCUGCGCGCCCUCGGCUACCGGGUCGACACCCCGAACGACAAGCUGCCGGCGCUGGUGCACGGCGGCGGCGCCAGGCCGGGGCCCGUGACCGUGAGCGUCGCGGACACUCCCAGUUCGCCAGCGCGCUGCUGCUGUCCGCGCGCCGGGGCGGCUGGGAGGUCUCCACCCCGGAGGGCUCGAACCCCGACGAGCUCCCCUACGUGGAGAUGA